Molecule: messenger RNA, 417 nt
Organism: Closterium sp. Naga37s-1
Lineage: Eukaryota; Viridiplantae; Streptophyta; Zygnematophyceae; Desmidiales; Closteriaceae
Source: the annotation of a GenBank genome assembly
AUGGCUGUCGCUGCCGCCUCCGCGGCGCUGGCCCACGGCGAGCCGAACACGCCGGAGGCGGAAGCCUUGCACCAGAUCGGCGCAAUGGAGGCGCUGCUAGCGCGCGCGGACGAACACAUUACAUCCAUCGCCGCCUGCGGCACCCGCGGGGGGCCCACGCGCGCGCAGCUCCCCGCGCUGACGGCGGGCGCGCAGAACGCGCUGGCGGCGCUUGGGGGCGUGGAGCGGGAGUUGCGGUCACUGGCGGAAGAGAUGGCGGAGGGCAAUGAGUGCGCGGUUGGGGCCCGCGAGGAGGGCGGCGGAGGCGGAAGCGAAAGCUUUGCGCAGAGAUUCCGACCGCCACUUGCACCCCUAGUCCCCGUGUGGCAGCAGGUGCAGGCGGCCCUGCAGCAGCUGCACCAGGCGCAUCCAGAGUAA